AUGCGCCAGCAGUCCCGCCAGGGUGGGGGGGCUCAACGGGUUGAACAACAACACAGCCGGGGCAAAUUAACAGCGAGGGAAAGGCUGACCCGCCUGAUGGAUGAGGGUACCUUCCAGGAGAUUGACUCCUUUGUCACCCAUCGGACUACAGAUUUCGGAUUGGCCGAUCGCAAGUUUCUUGGCGACGCGGUGGUCACCGGUUACGGACGGGUGGAUGGUCGGCAGGUCUUCGCCUACGCCCAGGACUUUACUGUGUUUGGCGGUUCGCUUUCAGAGGUUGUGGGCGAAAAAAUCUGCAAAGUGAUGGACCUCGCCGGGAAAACCGGUUGUCCGUUGGUGGGUAUCAACGACUCGGGUGGUGCACGCAUCCAGGAAGGAGUUAUGAGCCUGGGCGCUUACGGUGACAUUUUUCUCCGAAACACUCUCUAUUCUGGAGUCGUACCUCAAAUCUCGGUCAUCAUGGGGCCCUCGGCUGGCGGGGCCGUUUACUCGCCGGCCAUUACAGACUUCAUUUUCAUGGUAAAGGGCACCGGACAGAUGUACAUAACUGGCCCUGACGUAGUUAAGGCGGUGACCGGGGCCGAAGUAACUCACGAGGAAUUGGGCGGCGCCACUUCUCAUGCGACCCGCAGCGGGGUAGCCCAUUUCGUUUUCGAUAGCGACGACGAAUGCCUGGCCGAAGUCCGGAGGCUGCUGGGUUUUCUCCCCUCCAACAAUUUGGCGGACCCUCCGCUGAUUACCCGGGGCGACCCGGUGGACCGAAUUGACCCGGACUUGCGAUACCUUGUCCCUGACGAACCAAAUCGCCCCUACGAUAUCCGUGACUUAAUCUAUCGAAUUGUGGACAUUGGUGGCGAAGAGGAACUGGAAGAAGUCCCCAUCGAAGAUUUCAUGGAGGUCCAGGCAGAUUUUGCCCCAAAUGUCGUAGUUGGGUUCGGGCGAUUCAAUGGCAGCACGGUGGGAAUUAUCGGAAACCAGCCUUCGUAUCUUGCCGGUGUUUUGGACAUCGACGCCUCUUCCAAGGCGGCCCGCUUCGUCCGAUUCUGCGAUUGUUUCAAUAUACCUCUGGUGACCCUGGUUGAUGUACCGGGCUUCAUGCCAGGAGUGGACCAGGAAUAUGGCGGCAUAAUACGGCACGGCGCCAAGCUUAUUUAUGCGUAUGCGGAAGCUACAGUGCCCAAGGUUAGCGUAAUUAUCCGCAAGGCAUACGGUGGGGCCUACAUUGUAAUGAGCAGCAAGCACCUGCGCUCCGACAUCAACCUGGCCUGGCCUUCGGCGGAGAUCGCUGUUAUGGGGCCGGACGGUGCGGUUAACAUUAUUUAUCGGGAUGAAAUCUCCAAGGCUGAGGACGCUGAGGCCAAGCGGAAGGAAUUGAUCGCCGAUUACCAGGAGAAGUUCACUAACCCUUACAUUGCCGCGGCCCAGGGAUUCCUGGACGAUGUAAUCGAUCCGGCGGAGACCCGAGCGCGCAUAAUUGGUGCACUGGAUAUGCUCCGCAAUAAGAGGGACAGCCUACCGGCCAAGAAACAUGGAAACAUACCUUUGUAG
Geodia barretti is the source of this 1548-nucleotide messenger RNA. The record is from the annotation of a GenBank genome assembly. Lineage: Eukaryota; Metazoa; Porifera; Demospongiae; Tetractinellida; Geodiidae.